Anolis carolinensis (green anole) is the source of this 2531-nucleotide messenger RNA. It is a transcript of the gene aqp4, whose product is annotated as aquaporin 4. Gene Ontology annotation, cellular component: basolateral plasma membrane; plasma membrane. Lineage: Eukaryota; Metazoa; Chordata; Lepidosauria; Squamata; Anolidae. The coding region runs from base 134 to 1105 and encodes 323 amino acids. Gene Ontology annotation, molecular function: water channel activity. The record is from RefSeq and is a predicted model, not a curated record. The transcript has 5 exons. Gene Ontology annotation, biological process: water transport; transmembrane transport.
UCAGAGCAGUAACCCGACCCCCAGGCAGAGCGCUCCGGUCCCCCUCUGCCGCCACCGCUGCUGCUCCUCCUCCUCCUGCUUGAGCCUCUCUUCGCCCGGCCCGUCUCUCGGAGGCGCACAAAGCGGGGAAGGGAUGAGCGACAGAGCAGCCUCGCGAGGCUGGGGUAAGUGUGGACGCCUGUGUAAGUGUGAGGCCAUCAUGGUGGCAUUUAAAGGCAUCUGGACUCAGCCCUUCUGGAAAGCUGUUACGGCAGAAUUUAUGGCCAUGCUCAUUUUUGUGCUCCUCAGCCUUGGCUCUACAAUCAACUGGGGUGGAGCUGAGAAACCUCUGCCUGUGGACAUGGUCCUUAUUUCUCUCUGCUUUGGACUCAGCAUUGCAACAAUGGUGCAGUGCAUUGGGCACAUCAGUGGUGGCCAUAUUAACCCUGCAGUGACUAUUGCAAUGGUCUGUACUCGGAAGAUCAGCCUGGCCAAGUCAUUCUUCUACAUUGUAGCCCAGUGCCUUGGUGCCAUUGCAGGGGCAGGCAUUCUCUACCUUGUCACCCCCCGGAAGCUGGUAGGGAGUCUGGGAGUCACACAGGUACAUUCAGAACUUUCUGCUGGCCAUGGACUAGUGGUGGAGCUGAUAAUUACAUUCCAGCUGGUUUUUACUAUUUUUGCCAGCUGUGAUUCUAAGAGAAGUGAUGUCACUGGUUCAGUGGCAUUAGCAAUUGGACUAUCUGUUGCAAUAGGACACUUGUUUGCGAUCGGUUACACGGGUGCUAGCAUGAAUCCUGCUAGGUCAUUUGGACCUGCAGUUAUCAUGGGGAAAUGGGAAAAUCACUGGAUAUAUUGGGUGGGUCCAAUUAUAGGAGCAGUUCUUGCAGGUACCCUUUAUGAGUACGUCUAUUGUCCUGAUGAUGAAGUCAAGCGCCGAUUCAAAGAAGCCUUUAAUAAAACCAACCAGCCAUCCAAGGGGAAAUACAUUGAGGUAGAAGACACCCGGAGCCACAUAGAGACGGAUGAUUUGCUCCUGAAGCCUGGAAUAGUCCAUGUCAUUGACCUGGAGAGGGGUGACGAUAAGAAGGGACGAGACCCAACCAACGAAGUGCUGUCGUCAGUAUGACUAGCAAGGAGCACUGAAAGCAGAGAACAGCCUACUAGCAUGUCCACAGAUAGCCUUCCACCCAUAAAAGAGACAGAUCUAUUGUGAAAUAGGUACCUACGUCAGUUACAGUUUUUAGGGAGAUGGCAACAUCACAUUAGCUGAGUAAUUGGACUGUACUCCCAUCCCUUCGAAAUGGUAGCAGUUAACUAGGUUGAGAGACCUCACAGAUUAUUCCAAAUUCAUAAAUAUAUUUUGGGCAAUGGUCAUGUGGGAAAUCUCGGAUUUCCCUCUGCAUCCCGGGCAAUAUUUUGAACGAAGCAUUGAUUUUUAUGCAGGCUGUUAUGAGCACGAAAAAGUGAUCUCUGACAAUCAGAUAUGACAGAUGAAACUUAUCUGAAGAUGCCUAUAGUCACAGAAGGAAGUGUCUAUCAGAUUGUUCUUCUGACACUUAAUUGGUUGUUGUCAAUCCUGAUUAGAAUUUUAAUUACAAAGACUAUGGCAGACUGAGCAAUAACAGGGCCAGCAUGUAGGACAGAACAAAUCAUUUCAAAGCAUUGCCUUGUCCCCUUUUUCCCCUUUCUUCUAAACUAAUUCUUUCUCAUUUUUUUCCAUAUUACAUUUGGGAGAGUCAUAAUUCAGAGCACAAACAACUAGAAAGUGACACUUGCCAUUUGAAAGCUACACUCAUUCCCCAAAGCCCUCUCUUUAUGACUACAGAUCUUGAAAGUAAAGAUUAUCGUGCUUCCAAAAUAUCAUGGUAAAAACGUGCAUCAUUUUUGUUUUAUCCCUUCUUGAAAAAGUUCUUAAGUUAUUCACAUUCUACUGCUACAGCUAUAGAAGUCAAACAAGGACAUGUCUUGUAAAUGAUGCAAUUUUACUUCCUGAAAUGGAUGCAAUCCAAUGGAUGUUAAGCACUGCAAAUCAAUUUCAAUAUGAGACAUUCAAACACAUGCUUAACUUUCUGGUAGAGUCUUAAAAGAAGUAAAUUUUGCAAAUUAUACAUCUGCUAAAAGUAUGCAGGUGUAAGAUGUUAAAGGCUGGUCUGUUUUCAGUGCGCUUAUUCAGAAUUUUAUUAUGACAGUUUUAUAUAACUGUAAUCUUAAGUUACUUAACAAUUUUGCACAUUAUGUGAUUUUUAAAAGAUGGACAUAUAACAAACAGGAAUUUUAUUUAAACUACUGCUGGAAUAUACUUUGGUAACAGAUGAUUUGCUUUUGAGUACAUCAAUGCAAAUAACAUUUAUUUUAGAGAAGCUUCAAAUUCAAUGCACCUUUUAUAUACAAAGCAUUUUUGUGAAAAGAAAAGAUGCAAGUUGUGCAUAGAUUAUAUCACAUCCAGAGCCCUCUGACAUGUUUACUCUGCCUUGCCCACAUCCAGUGUACAUUUCUUUGAAAGCUAUAGUCAGCAGGAGUGUCUGCAAAUGCCAUGUGAUUGUUUUACUCAU